ACGAGUACGGUGAAAAGGUGUCCUGGUCCGGUUGUAGUAAUAUUGUUCGCCCAACACCAGACCAAGAGCUGAGAGCCCGGCUCAUCAGUUGGAACUAUGUUCCUACCUAAAUAGUUGUCUUGUGGAGUAACGCCCAAGCGGAACGCAAGAUAAUGAAAUAUGGAUCUUGGCCCACUAGAGGUUUCGCCGGAAAUCUCCGAAUCAAUAUCGAGGGUUAUUGAUUUGUUAAAAAUAGUGGGAGAUAAUUAAUUAAAGGCCUAAUUAAUUAUUAAACAUGAUAGAUAACCUAGUUUGCAAAAUUUUCUGUAGAUGGCAAACAACAACAACCCUUUCAACUUGCGAUAUGUUCUAGAAAAGGAAAAAUUAUCUGGAACCAACUUUCUUGAUUGGGAGAUGAAUCUUAAGAUUUUCUUGAAUGCGAGAAAAAGCUCUACAUCCUUACCUCUGAGCCUCCCAAAGCUCCUGAAGCGAACGCCCGUGCUGCAGAAAUUACUUCGUACAAGAAGUAUGAAGAUGACGCACGUGAUGUGAGAUGUCUCAUGCUAGCCACCAUGACUCCGGAGCUCCAAAGGCUCCAUAAGGACAUGGAAGCUCAUCCUAUGAUGAUUCGCUUGAAAGGUCUAUACCAAGGCCAGGCUAGACAUGAGCAUUUCAAAAUCUCUACGACUCUAUUUUCCAGUAAGCUGGCAACGGGUAACCAGUUGGUCCCCACGUUCUCAAGAUGAUCGGUCAGAUCGAAACUCUUGAAAAACUGGACGCCCCAUUGCACCCUAUGCUUGCAACUGAUCUCAUCUUGGGAUCAUUACCAGCUGAGUAUAGUCAAACUGUAGUGAACUUCUACAUGAACAAACUAGAGAUGACUAUGCCUGAGCUACUGAAAUUCCUCACAACUGCUGAGGAGAGUCUAGGGAAGGGCAAGGGUAAGUCUGUCCUGAUGGUAGAGGGCAGUACUAUUGCGAAGAAGAGUGGGCCACGUUCGCCGGCCGGGACCAAGCGCAAGGGUUCUAAGAAACCCAAGCAGCGUCCAACUCCUCUUCGUUGAAACCCAAAGAAGGAGCUAAGAAGAAGUCUGCUGUAUGCUAUUAUUGUGGCAAAAAGGGCCACUGGAGGCGCAACUGCGCAAAAUUACUGGCAGAGAGGAAAGAGGGAAAGAAACCUCAAACCUCAGGAUCUGCAUGAACGUAGACAAUUGACGGAGGGAGAGAUACAACUAAAAGUCGGCAAUGGCGCACUC
Molecule: messenger RNA, 1234 nt
Organism: Cuscuta campestris
Lineage: Eukaryota; Viridiplantae; Streptophyta; Magnoliopsida; Solanales; Convolvulaceae
Source: the annotation of a GenBank genome assembly